Messenger RNA from Aspergillus ibericus CBS 121593, 1480 nucleotides. RefSeq names its product DUF3431 domain-containing protein. The transcript has 3 exons. The record is from RefSeq and is a predicted model, not a curated record. NCBI's taxonomy places the organism in Eukaryota, Fungi, Ascomycota, Eurotiomycetes, Eurotiales, Aspergillaceae. Bases 90 to 1133 code for a protein of 347 amino acids.
UUUCGUCCGGUUUUCAUCCCUUCUUUCCUCCCCCCCUUCCACCCCCCAUUCGGUCGUCUCAGCCUGGUUCCCGGCAGGCACGUUAUGAAAUGAGACUAUCCUACCGGAUUGGUGCGGCCGCACUCAUCAUCCUCGCCAUCAUUCUUAUCAAACGCCACCUCGAUCUCGUCCAGGAUGAUGCGCGCGUCCAGUCCGGCUGGAGCUUCAGCUCCUUCUCCGCCGAAUCAGCAGCCGACGGCACCAGCAAUACCAAUGCCAAUGCCAAUGCCAACCCCGACACCAAUGUGAACUCCGACAGUGCCACCGCCCCCAACAGCGACCGGGUAUCAACUCCGAAGAGCAAACCGAAACUCACCGGCAGCGACAUGACCAACAGCAAAGAUUCGGAUGCAGCAGCGCGUCCGAUGUACGAAACUACCCCGAUCAUCGUCCCCAACGACCGUGUCAUCGUCAUGGCAAGAUUAUCCUCCGAGGAUACCAGCUGGGUGAGCACCGAUUUGAACGAAUGGCGCAACGUAAUCUACACCGUCGACGACACCACCGCAACCCGCCACACCCCCAAGAACAAGGGCCGCGAAGCCCUCGCCUACCUCCAAUACAUCGUGGACCAUUACGACGACCUCCCCAGCACCAUUGUCUUCAUCCACAGUCACAAAGACGGCUGGCCCGGCGCCUGGCACACCGACACCAUGGCCUACAGCAAUGUCGACUCCAUCCGAGCCCUGCAAACCGAGUUCGUUCAACGCAAUGGCUACGUCAAUCUCCGCUGUCAGCAGACCCCCGGCUGUCCGGAUGAGAUUCGUCCGUUCCGCGACCCCCCGCAGUUUGGGCGCACCACGGAGCGCGUCUACGCGCAAUCGUGGAUCGAGUUGUUCAAUAACACGGAUGUCCCCGAGGUGGUUGGUGUCGCGUGUUGUUCGCAAUUCGCCGUGUCCAAGGAGCAGGUGCUCAAGCGGCCGUUGGACCAUUACCAAUGGUUUUAUGAUUGGGUGUUGAAUACGAGUUUAUCGGAUGAUUUGGCCGCUCAUGUGAUGGAGUAUAGUUGGCAUAUUAUUUUUGGUCAGGAGGCUGUUUACUGCCCCGACGCCUACCAAUGCUACCAGGAUGUCUACGGAAAUCCUUAUUUCUGGUGAUUCAUCUGUACAGAAUACCCCUUUUGUUAUACCUUGCUUCUUUCUUCCCUUUUAUUCUCUUCUCCUCUUCAUUUCUAUCUUGUAAUCUCUUGCUCAAUCCGGUUCUGCAUCUGACGACUCACGUACGUAACCUGGUUGCUUUCUUUUUCCUAUUUUUUGAACUGGUGUUAGCUGUAUAUGAUUGGGAUUUGGUAAAAGUCGUCAUUGAGCAAUAUAUAUGAUUCUUCUUCAUUACUUAGAUCUUGGUGUUUCGGCUAGGCUGGUUGAUCUAGAUCGUAAGUAAAAGGAGAGUCUGCUUUUGCAGAUACCAUUAUUGAAUACGGGGUAAGGACUCCAUACGUCCCUGC